Schistocerca serialis cubense is the source of this 549-nucleotide messenger RNA. RefSeq names its product protein roadkill-like. The transcript has 3 exons. Gene Ontology annotation, biological process: regulation of proteolysis; proteasome-mediated ubiquitin-dependent protein catabolic process. Gene Ontology annotation, cellular component: nucleus; cytoplasm. Gene Ontology annotation, molecular function: ubiquitin protein ligase binding. NCBI's taxonomy places the organism in Eukaryota, Metazoa, Arthropoda, Insecta, Orthoptera, Acrididae. The record is from RefSeq and is a predicted model, not a curated record. The coding region runs from base 1 to 549 and encodes 182 amino acids.
AUGCGGCGCCUCGCCUUGGCUAAGUCGGCGGCUCCCUACGUCAUACCGACAGAGCGCGGUGCACUCGAGAGGCUGCUUCAGUUCCCAGAGUUGCAACAUGGAUUCGAUCCUGAACCCACAGUCUACCGCUUCGGAACUGACAAUCCGACAGAACAGGUCCAGGAGGGGAAAGAGGCUGCAGCUCUGGAGCUGGGCGCCCUGCUGGACGCUGGAGGCAGCGCCGUGGUGACUCUGGUGGCGGGCGACACUCGUCUGGCAGCGCACAGGGCCGUCCUGGCCGCCAGGAGUCCCGUGUUCGCCUCUAUUUUCAGCCACGGCACGCUGGAGGCCACAGUACCAGACAUGGGGGGCCAGUUACUGCGCCAUCUCGUGGCCUACAUGUAUACCCUGCAGGCCCCGCAGCUGGCCAGAAUGGCCCCCCAGCUGCUGGUCGCGGCUGAUAAGUACGGCUUGUCAGGCCUGAAGGCACAGUGCGAGCAGCAGCUGGCUGCACAGCUGUCUGUUGAGACUGCGGUGGCCACAGCUGUGCUCGCUAUUCGGAACUCCUGA